UAGCGAAGUAAAGGACCUACUAAAGCCAUGGGAGGAAGCCACGCUUAUGGUUUCGAAGGGUCGUUCCGUGACACUCAGCGAUGUAAUCCCGAUGGUGUACGGCCUAAAGCAGGGUAUCCACAGCUUUCAGCCCAGUCACCCCGUCACUCUCAAUCUGCAGCAAAAGCUGCUCUCAGAAGUGAACACACGCUUUAGUGGCAUCGAGUACCUGCGCCCGUACGCGGCCGCGACAAUUUUGGACCCACGGUACAAGAAGUAUGUUUUCGAACAUCCUCAGGCGGUGGCAAUGAUCGUCCGGUACCUAAGUGGAAAAGUUGCUGAAAAGGUUGGUGCUGCCGGCCGCGCUCUAGAAGAGGAUCUUGCUAGGCCGAAUACGUCGCCUCCUUCUUAUGGCAUCUGGACCGCCGUUGACCAGGCACUUCGCCGUAACUGCACUGGUACAAUGGAUCAAGAGUCGGAAAGCCAAAUGCCUUCGCAAUUGAAGGCAUACUGUAACUACCCCGUCGUUGAUCGUCGUGCCAAUCCCAGGCCGCUGGAGACGUGGCACAGCAUGCGUGUGGGUUUGGAGCACGUAUUCGAAGUAGUGAUGGAGUUUUUGUCGAUCCCAGCAACAUCUGUAGCGCCAGAGCGGCUAUUCUCACACGCUGGUUGUGUGGCCGGUCAAAGAAAGUGCCGGUUGUCACCCAAACACCUGAGCCAAUUGACAUUCCUUCGCUCUGUGGAAAAGAGCAUGUGGUUCAAGAACAUUAACCAUUAAUUUUCUUCUCUCCCUAUGCAUAUUUCAAGUUUUUGCAUACUUUAGUUGGACCUCACCU
This is a messenger RNA of Dermacentor silvarum, 815 nucleotides long. Its product is annotated as E3 SUMO-protein ligase ZBED1-like. Gene Ontology annotation, molecular function: protein dimerization activity. NCBI's taxonomy places the organism in Eukaryota, Metazoa, Arthropoda, Arachnida, Ixodida, Ixodidae. The record is from RefSeq and is a predicted model, not a curated record. The transcript is spliced from 3 exons. The coding region runs from base 47 to 757 and encodes 236 amino acids.